Molecule: messenger RNA, 1374 nt
Organism: Hirsutella rhossiliensis
Lineage: Eukaryota; Fungi; Ascomycota; Sordariomycetes; Hypocreales; Ophiocordycipitaceae
Product: GAT domain-containing protein
Exons: 4
Coding region: 1-1374 (457 amino acids)
Molecular function (GO): ubiquitin binding; phosphatidylinositol binding
Source: RefSeq, a predicted model, not a curated record
AUGAAGGCCAUGAAGGGGCUCAGCAUGAACAAGAUGCUGGGAAGCAUCAAGCGGAAAGCCGGCGGCAGUGCCUCGUCUUCUCCUAACCCAGAUAACCCCGAAGUCACCGCCCACAACAGCGUGAAAGCGUUUUGCGAGUCUGGCGGCAAUGCCCAAAGCGACGAGGUCCUCUUCCUCCCCCCCAUUGUCGACGCAGCCGAGUCGUCGCCCGCGGCCGCGGCCGAGUGCGCGCGCGUCAUCCGCAAGUACCUCGGCAAGGACUACUUCUCGCGGCCCUCGUGGCAGUACAACGCCCUCAUGCUGGUGCGCAUAUUGACCGACAACCCUGGCGAGACGUUUACAAGGAAUCUCGACGACAAGUUUGCCGACACGGCCAAGUCCUUACUCAAGAACGCAAAGGACCUCGGUGUGCGGCAGCUCAUGAUGGAAACGCUCGACGACUUUGAGCACACCAAAGUGGACGACCCCAACCUCGGCGUGAUGGUGCAGAUGUGGAAGAAGGAAAAAGAAAAGGCGCUCAAGGACCAAGGAGGCCGCAUGCCCCCGUUAGGACCGCGGCCAUCCUUUGGGAGCCCUGCUUUUCAGUCCAACAGCAGCUCGCAAAAUUAUUUUGCCAAGUCCCACUCCAACAAUCAGCUGCCCAACGCCGUCGAGCUGGCCAGCCGGCUCGAGGAGGCGCGGACCUCGGCCAAGCUGCUGGAGCAGGUCGUCAUGAACACGCCGCCGGCCGAGAUGAUGCACAAUGACCUGAUCCGGGAGUUUGCCAACCGCUGCCUGAGCGCGUCGCGCAGUAUACAGGGCUACAUGACGUCGGAGAACCCGGCGCCCGACAAUGACACCAUGGAGAGCCUCAUCGACACCAACGAGCAACUGCAGACGGCGCUCAACCAGCAUCAACGCGCCGUCCUCAGCGCGCGGAAACAGCUGGGCCCCUCGGCCAGCCCGAGCGAGGAGGACGCGCCGCCGGUGCCUCGCGGAUCGGACCGGGCGCGGGACCAGCAAACGGUAGUGCCCAUGGCAUCGGGAGCCGCCGGCGGCGGCUUCUUUGCCUCGGGCGGAAACGGCAAAGGCAAGCAAGCAGAGGUCUACAACCCGCCGGACGGGGCGCCGCCAAAACCACCUCGGCCUGGUCAGGGGCGAGCACGCGAUGGCGACACGGCGGCGAAUCCGUUUGAGGAUCCCUUCACGGCCAGACAAGCAGGCGGCUCCAAUGACGUUGGCCAGAACCCGAGCAAAAAGGAGGCGACGAACAGCGCACCUCGUCAUCCGCCUCCUCAGCCUCCCCUGCCCCCUCCCCCUCCGCCGGGGCUCGAAGACGACGACGACCUAUAUGCAGCGACUCCAAAGAGCAAAAGAUCCGUGUCCAAGUUCUAG